UAUUUCAUCAAAGGGGACCUCGUUUAUAUCUGCUUAAACAACUCAAAAUUGCAUUAUGCCUGACCAUCGGCAACCUGACAGUAGGAUAUUCCACCGGUUGGGCGACGUCCAUCAUACCCAAGCUUAAAGAUCCCCUGCAAACAUCAUUGCCAUACCUAAUACUUGAAAACGACGCAUCCUGUAUAGUGAGGACUAUGAUCUUUGGAGCCAUUAUUGGUUCUCUCAUAUCCGGCUUCACCGCUAACAGAGUCGGCCGCAAGCCAUGCCUGCUUCUUACAUCUAGUUUCAACAUUCUCGGCUAUGAUAUCAUGGCAAAUGCUGUCAAUGUCAGUACCAUGAGCGCUGGAAGGUUCGUUGCUGGUGUGGCCGCUGGCUCGAUCGCUGUGCUCAACGUUGUUUAUCUUGGUGAGAUUGCGUAAGUUGUCAUUAUCUGCUUGCAUUAGGGAUGAUUCACGCUAGAACCACAGUAAGAAAGUGUCUUUUAGACCCAGUAGUCCAUCUUCGAACAAUUUAUAAUUGUCGUUUGAAAUUCAGAAUCUCGAACCCAUUUGCUCACCGGCGACGCGGCGCCCGGGCGCGUUGUUUUAGAAAACCUGCUUAAGGGGCCUACUGAUUACCAGUUCACCGAACGAUAUGGGCCUAUCAGUUAUUCGCAAAAACUGACAGUCGUGAAUAACUGACAGGCCGAUAUCGUCCGGGAACUAGUGAUAAGUGGGCCCCUUUAAACCUCCUUAAAU
Molecule: messenger RNA, 737 nt
Organism: Cydia pomonella (codling moth)
Lineage: Eukaryota; Metazoa; Arthropoda; Insecta; Lepidoptera; Tortricidae
Product: membrane transporter D1-like
Exons: 3
Coding region: 195-419 (74 amino acids)
Biological process (GO): transmembrane transport
Cellular component (GO): membrane
Molecular function (GO): transmembrane transporter activity
Source: RefSeq, a predicted model, not a curated record